Messenger RNA from Mytilus californianus (California mussel), 1274 nucleotides. RefSeq names its product spidroin-1-like. The transcript is spliced from 3 exons. Lineage: Eukaryota; Metazoa; Mollusca; Bivalvia; Mytilida; Mytilidae. The record is from RefSeq and is a predicted model, not a curated record. Bases 112 to 1050 code for a protein of 312 amino acids.
GCAUGCAAUGUUCUAGACAACCACCAUGACGUGAGGAACAUUUGUUAUAAGACAAACAUGAAUAAUGUAGUUUUUUAGAUCACACCUAGAUAUUAUUCGACAGUUCUAACAAUGGACCCAUAUCUUUUCCUUAGCUUGUUCGGACUCACAACUUUGGUUGGCAAUGGAAUCGUACAUGGGCAAAUGGGACAUAUGCAAUCGAUGGGACUUUCCAACCAAAGACGUAAUUUUCCACCGCGGACAGGAAGUGGAGGGAUAGGCUUGGGAAAUGGUCAUGGCCAAGUUGUGAGCUCUCCAAACGUAAUGAGCUUUUCCCAUUCAAUGGGCACUAAUAGUCUGGGACCAGGAGUGAUGGAUAAUCAAGGAGCCGGAAACGGAAUGUCAGGACAAGUUCAGGGAACGACGGUACAAGAUCAAGGAAUGACAGGACAAGGACAAGGAAUGUCAGGACAAGGACAAGGAAUGUCAGCACAAAGCCAAGGAAUGUCAGGACAUGAACAGGGAAUGUCAGCACAAAGCCAAGCAAUGGCAGGACAAGGCCAAGCAAUGGCACAAGCUCAAGGAACACCAGGACACGGAAUGAAUGGACAAGGAAUGAAUUCAAUGGGCAAUGGCAUGGGUGGAGGUGGCGGUGGAAUGGGUGGAUUUGGAAUGAUGGGUGGUGGAAUAGAUCCUUCAGCUUUAAUGGGAGGUACGGGGAACAACUGGAUGCAAAUGCGAAUGGCUAUGAAUAGUGACUUACCACAAGCGAUGUUUAUGGGUCCAAGGAACUAUAUGCAACAUCGGGCAUGUGAAAAAACACCAAGUAUUGCUAAUCAAUUGUGUAAUCCCAACACACCAAAUGCAUGUCAAGCUGCAAGUUCAAUGCUGUCGGCAAGCAUGCCCAUGGGAAUGAUGGGAAUGAUGGGUAUGGGAAGAAGACAGCAGCAACGGCAGCAACGGCAGCAAAGAAACAUGCUAGUAUGCAGUCGUAUGAACGAACAUGGACAUGCUAGAUGUUGUGCUAAAACCAUGGCCUAUGCAAGAUAUUUAGAUACAAUGUUUAAAUAAAGACUACAACAGCGACAGCGACAACGCAUUUGGGGGAGUGAGUGGUAGUGCAUGCCGUGAUGUGAAUCAAGACCAGAAUGCAGUAUUAAAGAUGGUCGACUCAUCUCGUGAUAUACAUGUAAUCACCUUUAUUUAAUGUCAACCAUUUUCAUUGUAAUGUUGUUUUCAUUUUUUUUUCAGUAGUUUAUGUUUUGGUUUUCUUAAAUAAACGAAUGACCGGUCUG